AAAGUCAAGAUGUUGAAAAAAGGAAGAUGGUGAAGAGAUGGUGAGGAGAAUGUGUUGUAGCAACUCUCAAUUGGUAAAUAAUUGAGAGGCUCUCUAUAUACUAGACUCUCCUAUCCUAUGCCAUGAAAAUUGAAGCAAAUUAAUAAUUAUUGUUGUUAUAAGUGAGGAGAUGGCAUCUUCAAACGCUCCUGAGCAAGACAAGUAUCGGCAUUACUUGAGCGAAGAAGAAGUCAAGAACACCAAAUGGAGGUUUGGUGUCCCUGACUAUAGUGUUGUCAACAAGCUCUUUGAAGAAGGCAGAACUAAGAUUUGGCCUGCUGGGUCGCUUGAAGAUAAGGUGCAGAGGCUUGUAAAGACAUGGGAAAUGGAAUUUUUCCAUAAGACCAACUUUGAUGACUUCAAAACCAUUGAUCCCAAGAAGUUUACUUUCGGCUUAAAUGGAAGGAAGGGUCUAAAUUUGGAAGAAAUAGGCAAACUUGGGGGAGGCUAUAACCCUCUGCUACAGACCUCUCUGCCUGAGAAAUUCAGGGGCUACAAUCCAGAUGGAGAAACCAACGAAUCUUCUCAUCGGACUUUCACGACAACGUUCCCUCGCGGGUUUGCCUUGGAGAUUCUCCAUGUUUAUAGUGGGCCGCCGGUGAUUGUGUACAAAUUCAGGCAUUGGGGUUACAUGGAGGGCCCUUUCAAAGGCCAUGCCCCUACUGGAGAAAGGGUUGAACUCUAUGGAAUGGCCAUUUUUGAGGUGGACGAGGAGAUGAGAGUGGUGAAGGUGGAGUUCUUCUUCGACCGUGGUCAGUUGCUCGGAGGUCUUCUGAAAGGUGCUAGCUUGGAUGGCUCUGCCGAGGAGGCGGCUUCAAACUGCCCUGUGCUUAGGCAAACAGGGUAGAAUUAGAAUAUUCACAAUAAAACUGGAAGGUUUCAGAAUAUGAAAUUUUCAAUCUGUUGUAAUAAUGUGAUAAUAUGUUUUCCCAUCUGUACGAGGAUCUCCUCCCACUAUUCCUGGAGCUGUUGUUGUUUGCUUAUUCCUAAAUCCUAAUAUAUGUGAAGCUGUUUAACAAAUGGUCGUGUUCUGAUUUUCUGCAUCAUAUUCUUUUCUGGGAAGACUGAAUCCCAUUUUAUGACUUUGGAAACUCCAUGCUUGGACUAGGGAUGAAGAAGACAAUUGUUUACAUUUCUUUUGAAAGUAAGAAGAAAAUU
This is a messenger RNA of Corylus avellana, 1197 nucleotides long. NCBI's taxonomy places the organism in Eukaryota, Viridiplantae, Streptophyta, Magnoliopsida, Fagales, Betulaceae. The record is from RefSeq and is a predicted model, not a curated record.